Hydra vulgaris (swiftwater hydra) is the source of this 1431-nucleotide messenger RNA. RefSeq names its product E3 ubiquitin-protein ligase TRAIP. The record is from RefSeq and is a predicted model, not a curated record. Gene Ontology annotation, cellular component: site of DNA damage; nucleus. Gene Ontology annotation, molecular function: ubiquitin protein ligase activity. Gene Ontology annotation, biological process: protein ubiquitination; replication fork processing. Lineage: Eukaryota; Metazoa; Cnidaria; Hydrozoa; Anthoathecata; Hydridae.
CUACAAAAAAGUCAUUUUAUAGAAUGCGUUCAAUAAAUUUAUAAGAAAAAGGCUAAUUUCAAAUAAAUGAAUCGUUCAACAUGCACCAUUUGCUCAGAUUUACUGACACUUACUGAUGUAGCUGCAUGCCUUUGUGGACAUACAUUUCACUAUCAUUGUUUGGUAGCUUGGAAGGAAUGUUCACCUACUUGUCCACAGUGUCGACAUAAAUUUACAACUCCUAUAAAGUUAUUUUUUGAUCUAGCAGUUACAGAUGACUCAAAUGUCGAUGUCUCAACAUUGAAGGUUCAAAUGGAUGACUUGAAAAUUAAUCUAACUUUAAAAGAACAAGAGUGUUUAAAAAUUAAAGAAAAACAGUUGUCAUAUGAAAAAGAAAUUAGUUCUUUAACACAUGAGUUACAGAGCAUGAGUGAGCUUUUGCAAAAUGCACAGGGACACAACAGCAUUUUAAAAAAACAAAUAUCUUAUUUGGAAAAAGUCCAAUCAGAUUAUGAAAAAUCAAAAGCUGAAGUUGUUUCACUAGAAAAGAAACUCAAUAGUUUUGCAAACAUCAAUGUAUUAGUUAAAGCUGAUCGCCAGGAAGUGGAAUCCAUUUUAAAAAACUGUGCUGACUCAUCAGAAUCUCUUAUUCAGAUAAAAACAUCGUAUAUUAUUUUAAAAAAUGCAUUUGAUAAAUUACAAGAUACAAAAAAUAAACUAGAAGCUGAAAAGAAACAAUUAAAACGACACGUUGAAACAUUAGAACGAGAGUGUCGUGAACAUCGAGGAAAAGUGGACUCUCUAACCACAGAUGUGACUCAUCUAAAUGAAAUUAAUAAGAAACUUAUGGAGAAAGUACAAAAUCUCGAAUGUUCAUUUAAUAUUUCCAGUCCGUUUAUUCAACCGAGCAAAAAAAAUAUUGCUGAAAGUUCAAGGCCGGUGAUUAAACGCUCUCGAUUUUAUGAUGAAGGUUUUAACGAUAAAAACGAUAAAAACACUACUAUAGAGUUGUUUGAUGAUAGCUCGGACUUAGCAAGUUGUUUUCACGAAAAUGACGACAUAGAGAUUGCAGAGUUGUACGGCUUGAAGAGCGUUGCAACGACCAAUAUGGCUGAACAACGUGUUCCAUUAAGAGAUAUAAAAUCGUCAAAGCUUAACAUAAAACUGCAUACCCAAACAACUUCAUCCAGUGGGCAUUUAAUGCCUCAAGGAUUUAACGGAAUGGGUGGUCAAUCGCGGGUGUUAGUGUUACCCAAAAAGAGCUUUUCUACGAUAGCCAAAACCUCAGCGGCUAUUAGAAACGCCCGCAAACUACCAAAAAGUAAGAGCAAGCAUAAUUUAAAAGAAACAAAAAUUCCCGAUUUUUUAGGAAGUCCUAUUACACUUAGUCCAUAAAAUUAUUCAUAACGCAAUUUUUGUAUAUACUUUAUUUAUUAUAACGUUAAAAUCUGA